Miscanthus lutarioriparius is the source of this 2610-nucleotide messenger RNA. The record is from the annotation of a GenBank genome assembly. Lineage: Eukaryota; Viridiplantae; Streptophyta; Magnoliopsida; Poales; Poaceae.
AUGGAGCUUUGUACAGCUUGUAUCUGGACUUCAGCACAGUGGUCUCAAACAACAACGACCAACCGACGUCUGGCAUACCAUGGAUUUGCAAAUUCAAGUUUCUCAGCGCCCCAAAGGAGAAGGCGAGCAGCACUCUAUGUCAUGAAUGCCGCAUUGACCGGUGCUUCAAUAUCAUCUCAAAACAUAACCCAACUUCCACGCACCAACGGCGCAGCUAUCAAAAGUAUAUCCAGCAACAAACCCAGCAGUGCAAUGGAGCAACUUGAUAUUGAACGUGGUGUCUGUAUUCCGUUCCGAAAGUACAGUCCAGAAAUGGUCAGGAAAAGAGUCUUGGAUUCAAGAGGUUCCAUACUGUCCCUUGCGAGUCGGGGAGUGGAGAUAGUUUGGAAACUUGGAUUUUACUGGUCAUCUCUUGUGUAUGACUUUUUGGUUGGACGGGAUGAAGAAAUUGUUCCAUAUCGUGCCCGGCAGCUCCGUAUUCUUUUAUGUGAUCUGGGCCCAUCUUUCAUAAAAGCAGGACAGGUUCUAGCCAACAGGCCUGAUAUUAUUCGAGAGGAUUAUAUGAAUGAACUUUGCAUCUUGCAAGAUGAUGUCCCUCCAGUCCCUAACCAGGUGGCUUUUACCAUAAUUGAGGAGGAACUUGGCCAACCUCUAGAGAGAUUGUUCAGCAAAAUUUCAUCAGAGACAAUAGCAGCUGCUAGUUCAGAGACCAGGAUUGAACCAAUAAUAUACCGAGAUCUUUUCCUGUUCCGCACUUUGGCUUCAUUUUUGAAUGGGAUUAGUCUUCAGAAACUAGGGUGCAAUGCGGAGCUUAUUGUUGAUGAAUUUGGUGAGAAACUUUUGGAAGAACUUGAUUACACUCUUGAAGCUACAAAUAUCGAGGACUUCCUAGAAAAUUUUAAGGAUGAUCCGACUGUCAAGAUACCUCGAGUGUAUAAGCAGCUUUCAGGUUCCCGUGUUCUGGUGAUGGAGUGGAUAGAUGGAAUUAGAUGUACGGACCCACAGGCUAUAAAAGAAGCUGGAAUCGAUGUGGAAGGUUUUCUCACAGUCGGAGUGAGUGCUGCUUUGCGUCAGUUACUUGAAUUUGGUCUUUUCCAUGGAGAUCCGCAUCCUGGAAAUAUUUUUGCAAUGCAUGAUGGUCGUAUUGCUUAUGUCGACUUUGGAAAUGUGGCCGUUCUUAGCCAGCAAAACAAACAAAUCCUAAUCGAUGCUGUUGUUCAUGCUGUUAACGAAGACUAUGCUGAAAUGGCAAAUGACUUCACUAGGCUGGGUUUCCUUGCUAGUGGAACAGAUGUAGCCCCAAUUAUUCCAGCUCUGGAAUCCAUUUGGCAAAACUCUGCUGGAAAAGGCUUGGCGGACUUCAAUUUCCGGAGUGUGACUGGGAAGUUCAAUCAGCUUGUGUACAACUAUCCAAUCCGCAUCCCAGAAAGGUUUUCUUUGGUUAUUCGUUCAUUGUUGACGCAAGAAGGAAUCUGCUUUACACUAAAGCGUGAUUUUAAGUUUCUUGAGGUUGCCUAUCCAUAUAUAGCAAAGCGUCUAUUGACAGAUCCAAACCCUGCUCUCCGUGAACGCCUGAUUCAGGUGCUAUUCAAAGAUGGGGCAUUCCAGUGGAAACGACUAGAAAACCUUAUAGUUCUUGCCAAGGAGAAUGUGCAAGCUGUAAGAAAUCGACAAUUAGAGAGCAAACUUGAUCUCACUGAAACAAUAAAAGAUGGAGCACGGAUGUUCCUUAUCGAUGCUGGUAUCAGGAGACAACUUAUACUGGCCUUCACUGAAGACUCCAAAUUGCACGUAGAAGAGCUUGUGGAUGUAUACAGACUGGUCGAAGAUCAAAUAGAUAUGCCUUCAGUUGCCCUUGAGGUUCUUCAGCACAGAGAAGAAGACGAGUUGAGGGACAGCACGCUGCAAAGGUUCGAGAGGCUUGCUGACGGCGCGGAUAGCUUCUUCAGGCUGGUGGUUGAGUCCAGCGGCCGUCGUCGUCCAGAGAGGAGCGUGCCGUCGUCCUUGCCAUCGCUGACACAAUCUUUGCUUGCCGGCAACUCGGUGGAGUUCUCCCUCCAAAGACCCGGCACCGGCAGCAGCGACCUUGUUCUGCUAUGGCCAUGGCAGGAUCCAGACGCCGAGGAUGAAGACGAACUGGAGGCGUAUCACAUGGUGUCGCGUGAGGAUGAGGUCACGUGGCAGAGAAACCUGAAGAUGGUCGUCUCGUUCCGUCUAUCAGAGGCCGCAAACAUACUGGCCAUCGCCACGAGCUGCCUGGACCUCCUGCCUCCACAGUUCGAUCUGUCAGCUAAGUGGAUGUGGUGCCGCCAUAUGAUGCGGGAAUACCUCUGGUCUGAUUGUGGCCCACCGCAUAACCCUAAUCUGGAAUGCCCAAAUUCCGGAAUUAUGGUGCUUCCUCAGCCAGUGAUUCGAGUUACUACAUUCUGCUAUGCCUUGCCUAAAGCCAUGGACAAUAAUAAUGGGUUUCCUCUUAAGUUGGCGUGCCAUGUGUCCCCCUACCUCUUGCCUGACAAACAUUCUAGCCAGUUUCUGCAGGUUGAACAGAAUGUGAUCUCGGAGACGAUGCUUCCCAAAGCUGAAGAAGGUUUCCGUAACAUCCCCGCCUAA